AUGAAGUCGUCAAAGAAUUCUUCUUCCUCUUCGUCAUCAUCAUCUUCUUCUUCUUCAAAUAACAAUAACAAUAAUAACAACAACAAUAACAAUCAUACGAACAAUAAUAAUAAUAAUAACAAUUGUUCAACAAAUGUAAAACAACAAGAAGAACAUUGUACGAGUUGUAAAAAGAGCAAUGGAAAUGGCAGCAAUAGUAGUAGUAGUAGUGGUGGCAGUGGUAGUAGUAAUGGUGGAAGCAAUAGUAAUUAUAAUCUAACAUUGGGAGCAUUACUGGAUUGGAGUUUGUUAAGAUCUUUUCAACUACUUCAUCUAUCAUAUGACGACAAUUUCAAGGCAUUGAUGAGUUCUCUCAUUGAAACACACACAAAAUUACAAGCUAUCAAUGACCACAUAUCCGAUCAAAAAGAUGAUAUCAAUCUUUUAUUAAGCGUAUAUUAUGUAAAUAAUAAUAAUAAUAAUAUCAGUAGUGUCAGUAGUAGUAGUAGUAGUAGUAGUAAUCAAAAGGAUAAAGCUACUACUACCAUUUUAACAACUAAAAAUAAUAAUAACAAUAAACAACAAUCAUCUACAUCAACAACAACAACAACAACAACUACGACAACAACAACAACCACCAACAACAAUAACAAUAAUAAUAAUAUAAUUUUAAACAAGAAUAAUCAAGAAAUAUUAUCAAAAAAGUUUGAUACAUUGAAACAAUCAAUCAUAAAGUAUGAAUCAGAGUAUCAAUCAUUAUUUGAAGAAGAGAAUACAUUGAAUGACAGGAUUAGUGUAUUCAUAAAGAACAAAUUUGAAAUGAAAAAGAACGAGAUUAGUAAUCCAUUUAUACUCGAUGAAUUACGUGAUGCCUAUCUAUCGAUAAUGGAUACACAGAAACGUACAUCCUAUAUCAAUGGUAGUCACCAAAAGAACAAUAUUCAUCAACAAAAAUUAGACUCUAUGACCUUUUCCAAUAACUUGGUAGACGAUGGUUCAUUAUUGGCGUCUGCUACUACAUCUGCUACUACAUCUGCUGCUGUUGACUCUACAUUACUCUCUUCAUCACCUGUAAUGGAUCAGAUGAUGCGAAACACUACAAGCAAUCAGUCAGCAGACAAGUAUCUGUUGAAUGACAACUCUACAACCAUUUCACCUCAAUCCCCUUUAUCUUUUUAUUCCUUGUUAAAUAUUCCAUCAAAAUCUUUUAUUUUUACACAAUCUUUUAAUGUAAAUAAUAAACCACCAGAACAGUGUACACAACCAUAUAUUGAUAAAAUAAUUACAUCAAAAGAUCCAAAUGUUCAACAAGUGCUGUUGAAAUGGUCAUGUGUUUCAGAAGUACAAGAAUAUUGUCUCGAAAUGAAAAGAAUUGAUGGUGGUGGUGACAUAGUCUAUGGCGUCAUUUAUAGAGGACAUAAUUGCUUUUAUACCUCUCCUCCACUUGAUUUGAACCAAACUCUCUCUUUUAGGGUUCGUGCUACAAAUAGAUUUGGUGUUGGUGAAUAUAGUGGAGAAUUGGAAUAUAAAAUAACAACACCAACAAUAACAACAUCAUCAACGUCAUCAUCAACAACAGCAGCAACAACAAAUACAAUAUCCACAUCUACAACAUCAAAUACGCAUAAUAAUUUAUCAUUGGAUAAUCAACAACAACAACAAAAUAACAUACAACAACAAAUGGAUACAAUUACUUUAACUUCAAAUCCUCCUCUGGUCACCAAUAUUGAAAAUCAAUCAACUCAAUUGGUUGAACCUCAAUCCAACAACCAUAAUGACCAACAAAAAUUAAAGCAACAACAAAAAGAAAGAGAAAAGUUAAAGAGGGAACAAGAAGCAAGAGAUAGACAAGAACAACAAAAGAAGCAAGAAGAAAAGGAUAGAAUGAAAAAGAGAGACGAUUUGAUGGUAGAAUGUACAAAUUACUUGAACCAACUCUUGUCUACCAUGUCAAUGGCUCAGUAUGAAGAGACAUUGCUAAAGUUGACUGGUUUUAAUGACCGCUUGCAAUCUUGUCGUAAAUUAACAUUUACUGUUAUCAAUGACGCACCACAGGUCGAACAACAAAUGGAUGCUCUUUUGUCCAGAGUGGAAAAGGUCACUGACAAUAUACGAGCAAUCCUCAGUGCCUACAAGGAACAGUGUGACUGGCGACAAAACAUCAAAAAAGUACUCGCCGACUAUUUUGGUGUGCCCAAGACUUCGACCGAUACCAUUCUCCAACGUCACUUGGACAAUGUCAAGGUACUCAUUGACAAAUUGGAUCAAGAUACACCCGACGAUAUCACUACAAUCAUUCAACAAAAUGUUUUGCAAACACUCAAAAAGAAGCUUCAAGUCAAUGACACCUUUGUAAAUAACAGAAUAUCUAUUUUUAUCAACUCUAUCUUUUUACCUUCAACAUCAGAAAAAACACCAUCACCAUUUUCAAAUGAAUUUAUUGUUGAAUUGGAUAAUAUAUCAAAACAAUUAUUAUCUAAAACAUCUAAAAAGAAGAAGCAACCACCACAACCAACAACAUCUCAAUCACCGGUAACAGUCACCACUACCAACAAUAAUAAUGAAAACAAACAACCAACCAUAAACCAAACACCUACCACACCAAAGAAAGAAAUACCAAACAACAACAACAACAACAACAAUCCAACAAACAAAAAGACAACAAAAUUACAAAUCAAAACAACCAAUUUUAAUAUAAUUAGAAUCGAUGAUAAAAUGAAUCAACAACCACAACCAACACCUUUAAAUCCAACAAUCCAAAAAUUAAAUGGAUCCCUUCCCUCAACAACAUCAUCAUUAUCAUCGCCAUCUACUCAAAUUGGUUCACCAAGAACAAAUCCGAUCAUUCAACCUUCCUCACCUAGUAUAAUCAAUAUUCCAAUUCAAAAUUCAAUUCAAAAUCCAAUUUUACAUUCACCAAGAUCAUCAAACCAAUCGACUCUACUCUCACCGAGAAAUGAUUUUACAUCUACCAACAACCCGAUCAUUGCACCACCUCUUCCUCUACCAUUUUCUUUACCAAACCUACCUCCGAUCUCACCACCUCAACCAACCAUGGGAUCAUCGAUUUUAAACCAUCAAAAUUCAUACGCUUUCCAAUUUACCAACCAAUACCCACAUUUAAAACAACAUGACAAUUUCUUGAACAAUUUAUUCCAAACCUUUUCUCCAUUUGGUAAUGGCGUUUCCAACAACAACAACAACCACAACAGCCCCUUUGAACAAGACAUCACUGUUCAAAAGGAAACAAAACCAAAGAUGGCUCCUGAAUUGAUUGUAUCUCCACCCAAAUCAAAACCUCCAACAACAACAGCAGAUCACUAUUCACAACAAACUCAACACGACUCUUCCAACUUUCAACUACAGGUGCAAGAUGAUUCACCCAUCGUCAACCAUCACAGUCCCUUCCAAUGGAGUUGGGUUGGAUUCCCACCUAUUUUGAAUCAUCUUACAAACCCAAUACUCCAACCUUCGCAUUACCAAACCCAAUCAACCAUUACUACAACUACCACAACCACUACAACCAUGUUCCCACUUCACAAUGACCCCAUGCACGUUAUAUUCUCACCUUCAUCGACCUCUAUCACAUCUUCAUCAUCAUCACCACCCAUUCCUUCAUCUCCCAUCUCGUUUGCUUCACCAAACAAUAACAACAACAACAAUUUAACACCUAGGAAACCACAAACCGCCAAUCAUUCGUCAUCUUUAUUUUACAACAGUGACGGUACGUUGCCACCUACACUCAACAACAACAACAAUCACAGUUUCAAUCGUAUUAUCCAACAACCACCACAAUCACCAAAUAUGAACCACCCUGUAAAUUCCUCCACCUUUUCUUCGUUACCCUCCAUACCAAUGUCGUUGGGAAUCGAUCUCAAAUUGAAAGAAAGUUAUUAA
This is a messenger RNA of Cavenderia fasciculata, 3876 nucleotides long. RefSeq names its product C-module-binding factor -like protein. The transcript has 2 exons. Bases 1 to 3876 code for a protein of 1291 amino acids. The record is from RefSeq and is a predicted model, not a curated record. Gene Ontology annotation, molecular function: protein binding. NCBI's taxonomy places the organism in Eukaryota, Evosea, Eumycetozoa, Acytosteliales, Cavenderiaceae.